AUGGAAAAGGCCCUCCCAGUUGCAACCCCGCCCCCGCAAGGACAGCGGGGUUGGCCCAAGACUGCCAAGCUGCCGCUUGGCAGGCCAAGAUAUCGCGUCGAAGAUGGCUGCAAACAGCCCGACGCCAUAUUCCCUACCAAAAACACCGAGUUGGACCGCAUCUACGAGUACCUCUCGUCGGACGGCUUCAGGAACGAAACGAUUGAGCGGCUGUCGGGCGCCGUCAAGGUCAAAACCGAGUCGUUCGACGACCUGGGCCCCGUCGGCGAGGAUGCAAGGUGGGAAGUCUUCUACGACUUCCACGCCUACCUCAAGGACACGUUCCCCCUCAUCCACGCCAAGCUCGCCGUCGACAAGAUCAACACGCACGGCCUUCUCUACACGUGGAAGGGCAGCGACGGCUCCCUCAAGCCCACCCUGCUGAUGGCGCACCAGGACACGGUGCCCGUGCCGGCCGAGACGGUUGGCUCGUGGACCCAUCCGCCCUUUUCCGGCGCCUACGACGGCAGGUAUAUCUGGGGCCGCGGGUCCAGCGAUUGCAAGAACCAGCUGAUCGCCACCAUGGAGGCCGUCGAGCUGCUGCUGCAGGCCGGCUUCGAGCCCAAGCGCACCCUUCUUCUUUCUUUUGGCUUUGACGAGGAGUGCGGCGGCCAGCAGGGCGCGUCCUCGCUGUCGUCCGCCAUCCAGAAGCGGUACGGGGAUGACAGCGUCGCCGUCAUCGUCGACGAGGGCGCCACCUUUGAGCGGGCAUGGGGCGUGCUCUUCGCCAAGCCCGGCACGGCAGAAAAGGGCUACACAGACGUCAAGAUAACCGUGCGCAUGCCCGGCGGGCACUCGUCCAUCCCGCCCCAGCACACGAGCAUCGGUGUGCUCAGCGAGCUGAUCGUGCGCCUCGAAGACGGGCAGUACCGCACCCACCUCGAGGACGAGAACCCCUACUACACCCAGCUGCAGUGCGGCGCCGCCCACUCGCCCGACUUCCCCAGCAAGCUCAAGAAGCUGCUCUCGAAGCGCCUGUCGUCGCCCUCGCGCAGCACCUGCAAAGCCAAGCCUGACUACCUCGCCCUGGAAGCCGCCAAGCAGGGCCCCGAGAUCCGGUACCUGAUGCAGACGUCGCAGGCCGUCGACGUGGUCGGCGGCGGCGUCAAGAUCAAUGCGCUGCCCGAGCGCGCCAGCGCCACUGUCAACCACCGCAUCAACAUCGGCGACACGCGCGACCUGGUGUACAACCGGCUAGCCGGGAUCGCGACCGGCAUCGCGCACAGGCACAACCUGACGCUGCACGCCUUCGACGGCGGCGAGGGCCCGGCGUCGAUCACGCUCGAGGCCUCGCGUAUCGAGGUCCCCCCGUCGCCCGUCACGCCCGCCGACGGCCGGCCGUAUGCCGUGCUCGCCGGCACCGUGCGCGCCCUGUAUGGGGGUGACGGCGUCGUUGUCGCCCCAGGCAUCAUGACCGGCAACACAGAUACGAGGUACUACUGGGCCCUGACGAGGCACAUCUUCCGCUUCGGGCCUGGCUACGAUGCGGACGAGGGCACCGGCCUCGAGAACAUCCACACCGUCAACGAAAAGAUCAGCGUCGCGAGCCACGUCAAUACUGUCAAGUGGCUCAUGCUGUUUUUGCGGAACAUGGACGAGGCCGAGCUGUGA
Messenger RNA from Lasiosphaeria miniovina, 1650 nucleotides. RefSeq lists its product as uncharacterized. NCBI's taxonomy places the organism in Eukaryota, Fungi, Ascomycota, Sordariomycetes, Sordariales, Lasiosphaeriaceae. Gene Ontology annotation, molecular function: metallocarboxypeptidase activity. Gene Ontology annotation, cellular component: fungal-type vacuole lumen. The record is from RefSeq and is a predicted model, not a curated record. The coding region runs from base 1 to 1650 and encodes 549 amino acids. The transcript has 2 exons.